ACAGGAAGUUGCAGGAGGACUGUUGUUUUUGCGACCUCCCGUCGUUUCUUGAUGACGUUGUUUGUAGGCGGCCAACUCUGUCUAUUGUGUUUAUCUUGAGCUCUCCACAGUUGUUUCGUGAAUGGAUGCAGCUUCACCGUUUGAGAUUAUUACCCUUCUUUCGGACAUGGACUGGAAAACCUCUUAAAUAUCAGUCAGCUGUGCACAGAUGCGAAGAUGAACAAAGGGUGGCUGGAGCUCGAGAGUGAUCCAGGACUCUUCACUUUGCUGGUCGAAGAUUUUGGCGUUAAAGGCGUCCAAGUAGAAGAAAUCUAUGAUCUUCAAAGCAAGUGUCAAAGUCCUGUCUAUGGCUUCAUCUUCCUGUUCAAAUGGAUUGAGGAACGCAGAUCCAGGAGGAAAGUUAACACUUUGGUGGAUGAGACCUCUGUUAUCGAUGAGGAAAUCGUAAAUGAUAUGUUCUUUGCUCAUCAGCUGAUACCAAAUUCAUGUGCCACCCACGCUUUGUUGAGUGUGCUGCUGAACUGCAGUGGCGUUGAACUCGGCACCACCCUCAGUCGCAUGAAGGCUUUCACCAAAGGCUUUAGUCCAGAGAGUAAAGGUUACGCAAUAGGAAAUGCCCCGGAGCUUGCCAGAGCACACAACAGCCAUGCAAGACCGGAGCCCAGGCACCUGCCGGAGAAACAAAACGGGAUCAGCGCGGUGCGGACCAUGGAGGCCUUCCACUUUGUGAGCUAUGUGCCCAUCAAAGACCGCCUCUUUGAGCUCGAUGGACUCAAGGCUUACCCCAUUGACCAUGGGCCCUGGGGAGAGGAGGAGGAAUGGACCGAUAAAGCUCGGCGAGUUAUCAUGGAGAGGAUUGGACUGGCCACUGCUGGUGAGCCGUACCAUGACAUUCGUUUCAACCUGAUGGCAGUGGUGCCUGACCGCAGGAUGAAGUACGAGUCCAAACUGGAAAUUCUAAAGAGAAAUCGUCAGACGGUGCUGGAGGGUCUGCAGAAGAUGAUCCGACUCACUCAGCCUGAGCUUGUCCACGACAAGAAGCAGGAGUCUUCCUCUCCUGAUGACGGCACCACUGCCAUUAAGAAAGAGGCAGAUGUGGAGCCGGUUACAUUGCAGGGUGCUGAUCCAGAUUCAGUGGACGAGUCAGGAGUUCAGUCUAAGGAUGCACCUAGCCCCUCCGGAAACACCAAGGUGAUGGGCAAACCACCAGUCCCCACAGGAGGAGGUCCUCAGCAAGUCUCCAGUCCCAACCCCAUCGUUCAACGGCUGCCUGCCUUCCUGGACAAUCACAACUAUGCCAAGUCUCCAAUGCAGGAGGAAGAGGAUCUUGCUGCUGGAGUUGGUCGCUCUCGCGUGGCAGGGCCUCCUCAAGCCCCGUACUCUGACGAUGAAGACGACUAUGAGGAUGAAGAAGAGGAAGUAACUGGUUCUACAGGCACACCCAACAGGUUUAGACGGAAGGCAAGUCUGCGAUCUCGACCGGCGCGGGUAGCGACUGGAAUGGAGAGCCAGAUUGCCCUCACUGUACUGGCCGAGAAACUGAAGAAGGAAGCCCAAAGGAAAGAUGCCCUAAAUACACCUCUUUCUGUACGCACAGAAGGGCGCACAGGAGGCAUUUGCAUCACAUCUGCUUCACAGCCUUCCCCGACACCCAGCAACGAAAGCACUGACACAGCCUCUGAGAUUGGCAGCGCCUUCAACUCCCCGCUGCGCUCACCAGCACGCUCCCAGGCUGCCACGCGCCCAUCCAGUCCAGUUGCUUCCCAUCUGUCUCGCGUGCUGUUCGGAGAAGACGAGAUGCUGAGGCUAGACUCCAGACAUAACCGUGCUGUAAGAGAACUGGGUCCCUCUGUCAGCGCGGCCUUGUUGCACCUGCAGGAGGAUGGAGUCAUCUUUGCCUUACCUCCAUCUGAUUUGGCUGCUGAUGGCACAAAGCGACCUUGCACUCCUGAGAAGAUGAAAGACAAAGAGAAAGCAGACCUCUCGGCGGGACAGAAGGAAGGAGCGAACAAGGGAGAGGAGGGACCGUCUGUGGCGGUGAAAGAGGAGGAGAGCAAAGAUGGAGCGGAGGUGAAACCUGGCAAGCAAAAGACCAACGCCGUGGAAACCGCUGCAGACAACAAGCCCCCUGGGGAUAAGUACUCUCCCAAAGAGCUGCUCGCGCUGCUCAAGUGUGUAGAGGCGGACAUCGCCAAUUAUGAGGUGUAUCUGAAGGAGGAAGUCGAAAAGAGAAAGAAAUACAAAAUUGAUGAUCAGAGGAGGACCCACAAUUAUGACGAGUUCAUCUGCACCUUCAUCUCGAUGCUGGCCCAGGAAGGCAUGUUGGCCAGCCUCGUGGAGCAAAACAUUUCUGUGCGUCGAAGGCAGGGAGUGAGUAUCGGUCGUUUGCACAAACAGAGGAAGCCUGAUCGCAGGAAACGGUCCCGACCUUACAAGGCCAAGCGCCAGUAAUUUCAAACAAUCAAAACGUCUGUAAG
Messenger RNA from Centropristis striata (black sea bass), 2477 nucleotides. RefSeq names its product BRCA1 associated protein-1 (ubiquitin carboxy-terminal hydrolase) (gene bap1). The transcript has 17 exons. Lineage: Eukaryota; Metazoa; Chordata; Actinopteri; Perciformes; Serranidae. Bases 217 to 2451 code for a protein of 744 amino acids. Gene Ontology annotation, molecular function: cysteine-type deubiquitinase activity. Gene Ontology annotation, biological process: protein deubiquitination; ubiquitin-dependent protein catabolic process. The record is from RefSeq and is a predicted model, not a curated record. Gene Ontology annotation, cellular component: cytoplasm.